Molecule: messenger RNA, 648 nt
Organism: Haliotis rubra (blacklip abalone)
Lineage: Eukaryota; Metazoa; Mollusca; Gastropoda; Lepetellida; Haliotidae
Exons: 6
Coding region: 3-611 (202 amino acids)
Biological process (GO): ubiquitin-dependent protein catabolic process; protein ubiquitination
Cellular component (GO): ubiquitin ligase complex
Molecular function (GO): ubiquitin-ubiquitin ligase activity
Source: RefSeq, a predicted model, not a curated record
UCAUGCACUACAACAGGAUGCAGAGAGACCUGCAACUGAAAAUAGAGUCUGUAAAGGGAAGCAGCCUUGAAGAGCAGAUUCGCAACCAGCACGUGCUGCUGACUCUGAUGUGGGAUACCUGUCUGUGUGACCAGGAGCUUGUCCGGAGUGUCACAAUGUUCUAUCUCAGUCAGGCUGAGUUGCUGCAGAAGCUGCUGAAGGAAGCUGGGGAGGGAUCAGUAAGUGAUGAGGAGAAAGUGAAGGCAGAGAAGAAGGCUUUUUCCAUGAUACCAGAGUUCUGUGUGAAGGAUAUGGCCAUCUGGUUCCGGUUUGUGGCCACCCAUGCAGUCUACGUCCACAAGGGAGUUCUCCAGGGUCUUUCAAUCUCCUUCUUUGUUGACUGCUGUGUAAGUCUCCUGGAGAGGCCUGACCUCAUGCCUGGUCCUAUUCCUGCCAGUAAGAUGGUCUCUUGUUUGCUCCAGUUUGUCAACUCAUCAAAAAGGCAAAGCUCAAGAGGAUGGGGCAGCGGUCUCAUGUCUGAUCUUGCUGCGAUGGUGGAGACAUGCCCAUCAGUACAGAACCAGCUAGGCUCGCCCUCCUCCGCACUCCACGCCAGCCGCCGAUGUUGUUGAGGGCCUGGAUGUAGACAAAGAUGAGUUUGACAAAUAC